Molecule: messenger RNA, 1458 nt
Organism: Verruconis gallopava
Lineage: Eukaryota; Fungi; Ascomycota; Dothideomycetes; Venturiales; Sympoventuriaceae
Exons: 3
Coding region: 1-1440 (479 amino acids)
Biological process (GO): transmembrane transport
Cellular component (GO): fungal-type vacuole membrane
Molecular function (GO): transmembrane transporter activity
Source: RefSeq, a predicted model, not a curated record
AUGGAAGUUCAUCCGAUUACCGCGUCAUCUGGAGGCCCAUGUCUAGAGUGCGACGACACUAUCGACGGCCAGCUUUUCGAUGCAGACGAAAAAGUAGCAAGCUUCGAAAACGUCGCAGUUGACCAAACAGAUGUGCCAGAUCUGAACAGGACGCUGUCUCGACGGACCAUUCAUUCAACAAGAUCCGCCAUUGAUCCCGAAGCCGAACCCCCAGACGGUGGUCUUCAUGCCUGGCUCAAGGUCUUUGGGUGCUUUCUCAUGUAUGCCAAUACUCUGAGUUUCCAAGUGUCUUUUGGUGCCUAUCAGACAUACUAUCAGCGCUCCUUCCUGUCAAAUAUGUCACCGUCGGCUAUAUCUUGGAUUGGCACCAUCCAGUCCUGGUUUCUGAUUACCACAGGUGUCGUCAGCGGUCCGCUUUUCGAUCUUGGCUACUUCAGACCCAUGUUGUUCGUCGGGAAUACCUUGAUUAUUUUUGGUCUUUUCAUGCUGUCUAUCAGCAGAAGCUACGCCUCAGUCUUUCUUAGCCAAGGCGCCUGCAUUGGCCUGGGCAUUGGUCUCCUUUUUGUCCCGAGCAUGGCUCUUCUUGGACUGAGCUUUAAGAAGCGACUAUCCCUUGCCCAAGGCAUUGUUACGAGCGGGAACGCGGUCGGGGGAAUAGCAUACACGAUUGCCUUCGAUCGCCUCUCCAAAUCGCGCGGUUUCGACUUUGCUGUACGCACCCAAGCUUUCAUUUCCAUUGGCAUGGCCGCCCUUGCUAUUCCCGCCUUGCUUACUGGCACGUCCGCUCUUGCCCGUGCCAGGACAGCGCGAAAGAUCUGGGAGAAGGCCGCUUUUAGAGACCCACUAUUCCUGAUGUUUACCGCCAGUGUCUUCGCGGGGAAUUUGGGCUAUAUUACCCCCUACUUUUUCUUUCCGUCCUUCGCACAGGACUGUCUCGGUGCAUCACAAAGUCAAGCUUUUUACAUUCUGAUAUAUAGUAUUGCCGCUAGUGCGGCUGGAAGAUUACUUACCGGUUCGAUUGGGCAUUAUGUAGGGCCUAUCAUGGCGUGGGCGUUCUGCGCCGCAACUGCGGGCACGAUGUGUUUUACGUGGAUGGCUAUCGCUACACAAAAGGGUAUGAUUGCAUGGGCCGUUGUGUGGGGAUUCUGUUCGGCAGGCCUUGUGACCUUGCCUUCAGCUUCGUUUCCUGGGCUGUGUCCCGAUCCAAGGCGUUUGGGGAGCAGGAGCGGAAUGAGCUUCAGUAUUGCUUCGUUUUCUGCGUUGUUGGGACCUCCAAUUGCAGGUGCAUUGAUUAAGAGAUCGAAUCAAGGCUCUAGCGGGAGGAGGCCGCGUUCGGAAUAUCUGGGUGCACAGGUGUGGGCUGGUUCGUGCUUGGUGUUCGAUGCGGUAUUGGUUUUCAUCCUCUGGCGAAUGGCUGUUAGAAGGCAAAUGGCAAGAUAAUGAACGUAGAAAAUAGAC